GACCUCUAAAUAAAAACCACUUGUCAUAAACACUGACUCACAUCAAUUAUUUUAAUAAAUACAUUUUCAUUUUUGUCUUUGUAAAACAAAUAACACAAUUCUCUUAUUUUUAGAACCCAGAAGAAAAGAUUGUAUAAACGAAAAAAGAACCCAAAAUUAUAAAACCAAGAAGCCUUACAAAGGAAGAGAGGAAAAACAAAAAAAGGUGGUGAUGUCAGCUUCCCGAUGGACGUUAAUGGAUCUACCAUCGUAUCUGUCGUCAUCAUGGGCAUUCCGGUGGCCGGAGGUGAAUCUUUCUUACCUGAGCUCCGGUUGGAACAUGAGAUUGUUGUCUUUGUCGGGUAAUCUCUCCAUAAUCGAUGAUCUUUUGUGGAGUUUUGUCUCGAUCGUUGAAUCUUUAGCUAUCGCUACUACGAUCUGUUGCUUCUUCUUGUUUUGUGGUUGUACCCUCUAAUUCCUUUUCUUAAUUAUUUAAUCUUUCAUAUUUAGUACCGGAUCUUAUUGCCAACUAAAAUCUUUGUAAAUAGAAUAAUCAAUAAAUUCGAGACUUUUCUAGCA
Molecule: messenger RNA, 558 nt
Organism: Camelina sativa (false flax)
Lineage: Eukaryota; Viridiplantae; Streptophyta; Magnoliopsida; Brassicales; Brassicaceae
Source: RefSeq, a predicted model, not a curated record